GGCACGGCCCGGCACGGCCCGGCACGGCCCGGCACGGCACGGCACGGCACGGCACGGCACGGCACGGCACGGCACGGCCCGCCGCGCAGCGACCAGGUGCAAUGCUGACCCGGCCUCCACGUGUCCCGGCCCCGCGUGGCGCUGAGCGCCAUCGAUAACCCCGUGCUGGUGGCAGCAUGGGGCUGUUGUGCCGCACGCGCCUCUUGCUCGCCCUCGCCCUGGCCCCGCUGCUUGCCGACGCCUGGCAGUGCCCCCGCAUCCCCUACAGCUCCACCAGGAACUUCUCCGUCCCCUACACGCUGCCCAGCUUCGAUGCUGGCGGCCCCGUGCAGAACGUCGCUGUCUUCGCCGACCCGGCCACCGUUUUCGUGGCCGUCCGCAACCGCAUCUUGGUGGCCGGCCCCGAGCUGCGUCUCCGCUCCGUCCUCGUCACCGGCCCCACAGGCAGCGCUGAGUGCGAGAUCUGCCGCCUGUGCCCAGCCACCGCGGGCAGCCCUGGCCCCGAGGACGUGGACAACAUCCUGCUGCUGCUGGACCCGCAGGAGCCGUGGCUGUACAGCUGCGGCACGGCACGGCACGGGCUCUGCUACCAGCACCAGCUGGAGGUGCGUGGCAGCGAGGUCACCAUCGUGGCCACCCACUGCCUGUACUCUGCCACAGGCAACAGCCCUGCGUCUUGCCCCGACUGCGUGGCCAGCCCCUUGGGGACCAGCGGCACCGUGGUGGCCGACCCCUACUCUUCCUUCUUCUACCUCGGCUCCACCGUCAACAGCAGCGUGGCGGCGCGCUACAGCCCGCAGUCGGUGUCGGUCCGCAGGCUGAAGGGCACGCUGGACGGCUUCGCGGACACCUUCCAGUGGCUGACGGUGCUGCCGCCCUACCAGGACGCCUACCCCAUCCACUACGUGCACUCCUUCACUGACGGCGAGCACGUCUACUUCCUGAUGGUGCAGCCCGAGUGUCCCGGCUCGGCGUCGUACCACACGCGCCUGGCGCGGCUCAGCACCAGCGAGCACGACCUGCGCCGCUACCGCGAGCUGGUCCUCGACUGCCGCUUUGAGUCCAAGCGGCGCCGGCGCAGUGCUGAGGAGGACACCGAGCGCGACGUGGCCUACAACGUGCUGCAGGCCGCCCACGCCACCCGCCCCGGUGAGCGCCUGGCCCGUGACCUCGGCAUCGACAGCUCCGAGAUGGUUUUGUUCGGCGCCUUCGCUGAGAGCCAGCCGGAGAGCCCGGCGCCACAGGACAACUCGGCCGUCUGCGCCUUCCCCCUGCGCCUGCUCAACCAGGCCAUCGAGGAGGGGAUGGACAAGUGCUGCGGCACCGGUGUGCAGACGCUGAGGCGGGGGCUCGGCUUCUUCCAGCCGCAGGAGUACUGUCCGCACAACGUGAACCUCUCGGCACCGGUGACUGACACCAGCUGCUGGGACCAGCCCACCCUUGUCCCUGCCACCUCCCACAAGGUGGACUUGUUCAACGGGCGCCUGGCCGGCAUCCUCCUCACCUCCAUCUUCGUCUCCGUCCUCGAGAACGUCACCAUGGCCCACCUGGGCACGGCGCAGGGACGCAUCCUGCAGAUGGUGCUGCAGCGCUCCAGCUCCUACGUCGUCGCCUUGGCCAACUUCUCGCUGGAGGAGCCGGCGCCGCUGCGGCACGUGGUGAGGCUGCAGGAGGACUCGCUGCUCUUCGCCGCUGCUACCAAGGUGUGGCGCGUGAAUGUCACCGGCCCGGGCUGCCGCCACUUCUUGACGUGUGACCGCUGCCUGCGUGCCGAGCGCUUCAUGGGCUGUGGCUGGUGUGGGGACGGGUGCGCACGGAGCCACGAGUGCAACGGCACCUGGGUCCGGGACAGCUGCCCGCCCAUCCUCACCGAUUUCCACCCCAGGAGCGCACCGCUGCGGGGCCGGACGAGGGUGACGCUCUGCGGCACGACCUUCCGCUCCCUGCCGGACCCCGCUGCCCACCGCCGCCCCCUCAGCUCCUACCGGGUGGCAGUGGGAGGGCGAAGCUGCGCCGUGCUGCUGAACGAGAGCUGGGGCUACAGGCCGCUGCCCGCCUCCCGCCUCAAGGACUUCGUGGACAUGCUGGUGUGUGCCCUGGAGCCUGGGGGGCCGGCGGUGGUGGGGCCGGCCGACGUGGUGCUCAGCGUGAUGGAGCCCCCCAGGGCCUCAGGCUUCAGUGUCCAGGGCUCUGCCACCCUCGGCGGCUUCAUCUUCGUGGAGCCCCAGGUCAGCACCCUGCACCCCAGCUUCGGUCCCCAGGGCGGUGGCACCCUCCUGUCCCUCUGUGGCACCCACCUCUUGGCGGGGAGCAGCUGGGAAGUGACGGUCAACGGCUCCAAGUGUCCUCUGGCUGUGCAGCCCAGCCCCCGGCACUAUGUCCCCAGCCAGGGCAACGGGGAGAUUCAAUGCACGGCUCCUGCUGCCGCCCACCUGGGCGCAGCCUCUGUAGCCCUGUGGAUUGAUGGGGAGGAGUUCCCAGCCCCGCUGCCCUUCCAGUACCGCCCCGACCCCUCCGUCUGGGGCAUCAUCCCCAACUGCAGCUACAGGGGCUCAAUGCUCACCCUCAUCGGCUCCCACCUGGACUCGAUGUAUCGCACCAAGAUCCUCUUUGAGGCUGGUGGCGUGAAGACCGAAACCACGGAGUGCGAGGGCCCGCAGCUGCCCGAGCGGCUGCUGUGCCGCAGCCCAGCUUUCCCCUUCGAGACCCAGCCGGAGACGGUGCUUGGGAACCUGAGCGUGCUGCUGGACGGCGCUGCUGGACGCCGGCUCUUCCGCCUGCGCUACUUCACCCCGCCCCACAUCUUCCCCUUCGGGCAGCAGGGCGAGCAGCGGCAGUACCAACUCAAACCCGGUGAUGAUGAGGUCGAGGUGAAUCAAAGGGGGCUGGACGCCGUGGCCGGCUGCAUGAACAUCACCAUGACAGUGGGGGGCCAGGACUGCCACCCCAACGUGCUGAAGAACAAGGUGAUGUGCCACGUGCCCCACAACCUACGCCUGACCGCGGACGGGGCCCGUGUGCAGAUCUGCGUGAAUGGUGACUGCCAGGAGCUGGGCCAGGUGCUGGCCACCUCCUCGCUGGACCUGGCCGCCAGCCUGGCCCUGGGCACCGGUGUCACCUUCCUGGUCUGCUGCAUCCUGGCUGCUGUGCUGCUCCGCUGGCACUGGAGGAAGAGGAGGGGGACGGAGAACCUGGAGCUGCUGGUGCACCCCAGCCGGAGUGAUGCCCCUGCCACCACCCAGCACUUCGGUGUUGACUACCGGGACGUGUGGGCACUGCCCGCUGCAGGCAGCCCCGUCCUGGCCAGGCCCCGUGCGCAUGUUGCCACUGCUGCGGGCGGUGGCUCCCCGGUGCCCCUGCUCAGGUCCACGUCCUGCUGCCUGGAGGACCUGCGGCCGGAGCUGCUGGAGGAGGUGAAGGACAUCCUCAUCCCCGAGGAGCGGCUCGUCACCCACCGCCACCGGGUCAUCGGCAAAGGGCACUUCGGGAGCGUGUACCACGGCACCUACACGGACCCGCUGCUGGGUGCCCUGCACUGCGCCAUCAAGUCCCUGCACCGUAUCACGGACGUGGAGGAGGUGGAGGAGUUCCUGCGCGAGGGCAUCCUGAUGAAGAGCUUCCACCACCCGCACGUGCUCUCGCUGCUGGGUGUCUGCCUGCCCCGCCACGGGCUGCCCCUCGUCGUCCUGCCCUACAUGCGCCACGGGGACCUGCGGCACUUCAUCCGCACCCAGGAGCGGAGCCCCACGGUGAAGGAUCUCAUCAGCUUCGGGCUCCAGGUGGCCUUGGGCAUGGAGUACCUGGCCCAGAAAAAGUUUGUGCACCGGGACCUGGCGGCCAGGAACUGCAUGCUGGAUGAGACGCUGACGGUGAAGGUGGCUGACUUCGGGCUGGCGCGGGACGUGUUCGGCAAGGAGUACUACAGCAUCCAGCAGCACCGGCACGCCAAGUUGCCCGUCAAGUGGAUGGCGCUGGAGAGCCUGCAGACCCAAAAAUUCACCACCAAGUCGGACGUGUGGUCCUUCGGGGUGCUCAUGUGGGAGCUGCUGACGCGGGGCGCGUCGCCGUACGCCGAGGUGGACCCCUACGACAUGGCCCGCUACCUGCUGCAGGGGAGGCGCCUGCCGCAGCCCCAGCCCUGCCCCGACGCACUGUACGGGGUGAUGCUGAGCUGCUGGGCGCCCGCACCCGAGGAGAGGCCGUCCUUCUCAGGGCUGGUGGGCGAGCUGGAACGCGUGCUGGCCUCGCUGGAGGGCGAGCGCUACGUCAACCUGGCCGUCACCUACGUCAACCUGGAGAGCGGCCCCCUUUACCCCCCCACCCCCUGGGGCCAGCUGCCUGACAGCGAGGAUGAGGAGGGUGCUGAAGAUGAGGACAAGGACGUGGCCGUGUGCUGAUGGACGCUCCGCUCGGUGGGGUCUCCUGGGUCCCUGCACCCCGUAGGAGCACGCCCCCAGGGAGGGACGUGGGGCGCAGCUGGGUGCCGUGCGGCACCCUGCCCGCGGGGUGGGUGCUGGGGCACUGGGUGCUGCUCUCCUGUGCCUCGACGGGACCCCCGUGGUGUCCCUCAGCCCCAGUCCGGUGCCAUCUCGGUGCUGCGGGCCCUGUGCUCAGCACCAGCGAGUGCUAUGAGGGCAGCCUGAGCCAAUGAGGUGUCCCAAGGGGUUUUGGUCCCCCCCCCCGGAGAAAUUCAGCGUUUUCUGGUUGAAUGACUGAUAAAAAAAAUGAAUUUUAUUUUUCCCUGGUGA
Molecule: messenger RNA, 4748 nt
Organism: Cygnus atratus (black swan)
Lineage: Eukaryota; Metazoa; Chordata; Aves; Anseriformes; Anatidae
Gene: MST1R
Product: macrophage stimulating 1 receptor
Exons: 21
Coding region: 177-4397 (1406 amino acids)
Biological process (GO): cell surface receptor protein tyrosine kinase signaling pathway; positive regulation of kinase activity; protein phosphorylation
Cellular component (GO): membrane; signaling receptor complex
Molecular function (GO): ATP binding; transmembrane receptor protein tyrosine kinase activity; protein binding
Source: RefSeq, a predicted model, not a curated record